Oryzias latipes (Japanese medaka) is the source of this 3565-nucleotide messenger RNA. RefSeq names its product unc-45 myosin chaperone A (gene unc45a). NCBI's taxonomy places the organism in Eukaryota, Metazoa, Chordata, Actinopteri, Beloniformes, Adrianichthyidae. Gene Ontology annotation, cellular component: cytoplasm. The record is from RefSeq and is a predicted model, not a curated record. Gene Ontology annotation, molecular function: Hsp90 protein binding.
GCUGAGCCUUGUGGAUCUCCUGCAUAUCCGACUUGUGAACCAAGGGAAGCCUGUGCCACCUGCUCCGGCUUGGCUAUUUGACUCAUUAAACAAAGCUGACAUGGUAAUAUGAGAGUCAAAUCAAUUGUAUUGGAGAGCAAGGCUCACAUGAAACCACCUCGUAUCCAAGGGAACGAAGACCAUACAACAGUUCUUGACAGACAACAAUUCCCAAGACGCUGGUCCAGGAAACUGGAAACUUUCUUCAGGAGUUGCAGCUCUCAGGAUCCUGCAGCCCUCAAGGAGAAGGGGAACAGCCUAUUCAAGGCUGGAGACAUGGAAGGGGCUGUCUGCUGCUACACUAAAGCCCUCAAGCUGAGUGCCAGCAAGGCAGACAGCGCGGUUUUGUACCGCAACCGUUCUGCUUGCCACCUGAAGCUGGAAGAAUACAACAAAGCAGAGUGUGAUGCAUCCAAAGCUUUAGAUAUUGACCCAAGUGAUGUGAAAGCCAGAUUUCGGAGAGCUCAGGCUUUUCAGAAGCUGGAUCGACUUGAUCAGGCCUUUCUGGAUGCUCAGAGAUGUGCCCAGCUUGAGCCGAAAAACAAAGCUUUCCAAGAACUACUCAGACAACUGGGAGCACUGAUUCAGCAAAAGUCAGUCCAACUAAACUCCACAGAUGCUCGAGUGCAGCAAAUGUUCUCCAUCCUGUUAGAUGAUGCUUCAAAAGACUCAGAUCGAGAGAAGGCAGCUCAGAACCUGGUGGUCUUAUCUCGAGACGAGGGAGGAGCUGAGCAGAUCUUUCGCAAUGAUGGAGUGAAGCUAAUUCAAAAACUCCUUCAGUCAAAGCAGGAAGAGGUUGUCCUUUCGGCUCUCAGGACUUUGGUUGGGUUGUGCACAGAACAUCAGUCACGGACCAUGGCUAUAGUGAAUGAAUUGGGGAUGGACCAGCUGUGUGCUGUAAUGGGGUCAGGAGCCUCCACUGUGUCUCUGGCUGCCUGCCACCUGCUGCAGGUGAUGUUUGAGGCUCUGACGGAGGGCAUGAAAAGAGAGAUUAGGGGAAAGGAAGAAGCCAUGCUACCCGAGCCGUCCAAAGAGCUGCGUUCAAUGUUGCGCCACCUUCUUGAAAUGAUGCCAGCGUCUAAUGUUUCUGGGCCGGGAAGAGACAGCGCCAUCAACCUGCUGGUCAAACAAGUUCCCCGCAAGUCGUUCAAAAACCCAGACAAUUCACCCACAUUAUGGGUUAUCGACCAAGGGCUGAAGAAAAUCCUGCAGGUUGCCGGAAGCAUUCCUGAACUCUCAGAUGGACCACCUCUUACGGACAACACUCACAUGAGCUGCUCUGUGUUGCUUAGCAAACUCUACGAUGACCUGAAGAGUGACAAAGAGAGGGAGAACUUUAACAAAAUAUGUGAAGAAUACAUUCAGCAACAUUUUAGCCAGUCUGCUCUAGAUGCAAAGCUGCGCGCCAUCCAAACGGUGUCUGUGCUCCUUCAAGGGCCAAGCGAUGUGGGAAACCGAACUCUAGAAAUGUCCGGAAUGAUGGAUGCAGUGAUCUCGCUCUGUGCCUCCAAAGAUGUUACUCACCAGCAAAUAGCAGUCGAAGCUCUCAUACACGCGGCGGGCAAAGCCAAGAGGGCCUCCUUUAUCACAGCCAAUGGCGUGGCUCUUCUGAAAGACCUCUACAAGACCAGCGAGAAUGACAGGAUACGCGUGAGAGCCCUGGUGGGUCUGUGCAAGCUUGGGUCAGCAGGAGGCACAGAUUUCAGCAUGAAGCAGUUUGCAGAAGGAUCCACGGGCAAACUUGCCAAGCAGUGCAGGAAGUGGCUGUGUAACGAGUCUCUACCUCCAACCUCCCGCCGCUGGUCUGUGGAAGGGCUCGCUUACCUGACUUUUGAUGCUGAUGUAAAGGAAGACUUGGUGGAGGACAAGCACGCUCUCACGGCCAUGUUUGAACUGGCAAAGUCUGAAGAUAAGACUGUGCUCUUCGCUGUGGGCUCUACAUUAGUGAACUGCACAAACAGCUAUGAAGUAGAGAAACCAGACCCCCAGAUGGUGGAGCUUGCCAAGUAUGCAAAGCAGCAUGUGCCUGAGGAGCACCCCAAAGAUGCACCUUCUUAUGUGGAGAAAAGGCUGGUUAAGCUCCUUGAAGCUGGAGUUGUAUCUGCAUUGGCCUGCAUGGUUAAACAAGAGAGUCCUGCCCUCACUGAGGCUUGUAAAGAGUGUAUUUCCAGGGUGUUCUUGGCUUUGGUAGAACGGCAGGAAGACAGGGGAACCGUGGUGGCCCAAGGUGGAGGGAAAGCUCUGAUUCCACUCGCAACCGAAAACACAGAUGCAGGAAAAGUCAAAGCUGCACAAGCCCUGGCAAAAAUUGCCAUCACAUCCAAUCCAGAGAUUGCUUUUCCAGGAGAGAGGAUCUAUGAAGUCGUGCGUCCACUUGUGAGCCUUUUGAGCCUCAAUUGCACCCUGCUGCAGAAUUUUGAAGCACUAAUGGCACUCACCAACCUGGCUGGCAUCAGUGAAAGACUCAGGCAAAAGAUAAUAAAAGAAAAAGCUGUACCAAAAAUUGAAGGCUAUAUGUUUGAGGAGCAGGAUCUUGUCAGAGCUUCAGCAACGGAGUGCAUGUGUAAUUUGGUUUUAAGUACAGAGGUUCAGAAGCUGUAUCUGGCCACAGGAAACGAUCGGCUGAAGCUACUUGUGCUCUAUAGUGGUGAGGACGAUGAGAGGCUAAGAAAAGCUGCUGCAGGAACUCUGGCCAUGCUGACGUCUGAGCAGCCUGAGCUCUGCAAACGCAUUCCUGGAACUACCACUCACUGGUUGGAGAUAAUGCAGGCUCUACUGCUCUGCGAAAUAUCUGACCUGCGUCAUCGUGGGGUGGUCAUUGUUCAGAACAUGAUCCAGGCUGAUAGAGAUCUGACUGAGAAGCUUAUGGAGAGUGAAGUCCUGGAGAUUCUUACCGUCCUUGCUAAGGGAGGAGAGGGCACAUCUGAUCCGGUGUCAAAGAUUGCCAAGGACUGCCUGGACAAAGCAGUGGAGUAUGGCCUCAUCAGAAGCAGAGAGGGGAAGAUGGAAGGAACUGAGCCCUAACAACACGGCUGCAGUGUGUGGAUGUGACACCUAGGAGUUGUAAUUUACAUGAAAGAGGAAAUUUUAUUACAACUGAAAGUAAUUUAUGAAAGGUCUCUUAAAAAAACAAACAUGUGACAGAAGAAUUUGAGUGUUGUCAGGCUCUCAUAUUAUGUGGCUUUUGACCUUCAAAAUUACUAAAUCCACUUGAAUCCACUUCUGUAUUAUACAUUUUCUACUAUUUUGGUCUUGCUUUUUUAUGUAUUGCCUCUAAUUUUAACAUGUCUUUCUUUAAAUAUGAACUGCUAAAGAUCUCACAAUCACAUGAUGUACUUUGUUUAAAACGUUUAUGGCACAAUUAUUUCCACUACAUUCCAGUUCUUUAUGUUUAGUUUGCUCUCAAGGCAAUUUAGUUUAAACAUGUGCACAGAAAAGCAAAAUUUAUAUUUGGUAACGUUUUGUCACAUGUAUUUUCUUACCUUAUAAAUCGGUUAUCUAAUAAAGUUGAACACAUUUAAAUACA